UCACAGUGGGUCGGUGGGUUAUUCAUGGGGGUGCAGAGUUACGUUAGUCCAGCUAGCAGCUAUACUCUGGGUUGAAGUUCAGGUAUCAGGCCGAGAAGAUGAUGGAAGAGAGUGGAAUUGAGACUACACCCCCCACCACUCCUACUCCUCCUCUGACUGUAGCUGCCCCAGUCAGCGCUCCACCAAUGACCAUAGGUCUGUCCAGCCCUCUGUCCCUCCCAGACACCAGCUCCCUCUCCAUCGGUUCGCCCUCAGUCUCCACCACUCUCCCCUCUGUCCCCUCCCUCCCUGCCUUCAGCAGCCCUCUGGCCGCGCCCCCCUCCCUCUCCUCCCUCUCCUCCCAGUUCCCUCCUCCCUCCACACUCGCCUCCCCCUUCACCAGCAGCUCUCCCUUCCCUCCUUCCCCGUCCCCCUCCUUGCCUCCUCUGGCCUCCCCCAUCAGACCACCUCAGACCUCGGCUCCCGGCAUGUCGGCCCCUCCCACAGGGCCGCCCAUGUCCAGCUUCUCCAUGAGUGCAGGGUAUGACAUCACACGGGGUCACGCUGGUCGAACACCACAGACGCCAUUGAUGCCAACGUUCUCCAGUGCUGCCACCAUGCCAGGUGUGGUGUCCAGCGCCAUGGUCCAACAGCCAGCCAUGACAGGAGGGCUGGAUACUGGAUCUCCCAUCACCUUCCCAGAGGAGCAGGAAGAUCCCAGAGUGUCUGGAGACAUCAACACUGGUGGAGGCCUCUGGGGCUUCAUCAAGGGAGUAGCAGGUAACGCUGUAGUGAAGACAGUCCUGGACAAAACCAAACACUCUGUAGAGUCCAUGAUCACCACUCUGGAUCCCGGCAUGGCUCCAUACAUCAAGUCUGGUGGGGACAUUGACAUUGUGGUGACUUCAGAUAAGGAGAUGAAUGUGGAUGCAGUCAGAGAUGCCUUCCAGGAGGUUUUUGGGAUGGCCAUGGUCACUGGAGAGCCUGGUCAGUCCAACAUUGCCCCACAGCCUGUGGGCUACGCAGCCGGCGUCAAGGGGGCUCAGGAACGUAUUGACAGCCUGCGUCGAGCUGGUGUGAUCCAUGAGAAACAGCCUGUGGUCUCUACGGAAAACUUCAUCGCUGAACUCUUCCCUGACAAGUGGUUUGACAUUGGCUGUUUGAUCCUGGAGGACCCUGGUUACAGCAUCCACAUCGAGGUCUUCACUCAGGCAACUCCUCUGGCUCUAGAUCACGUCCAACAGGCUCACUCCCUGACCCCUCCUGACUACAGCCUGCGCUGGUCGGGUUUGAUUGUUCCAGUGGGGGAGGUCCUGGAGCGCAGCCUGCCCAACAUCAACAGGACAGACUGGCAUCAGGCUGUGACGGGCAUGAGCCAGCGUCAGAUGAUCCACAGCGCCGCCAAAGCUCUGGCUGGAAUCUACAAACAGCAGCUGCCGCCCAGGACUGUGUGAGGCUGGAGGGUUCGGGCGACAGGUGGAGACACGUUGGAGUAAAAACCACCUGAUGGGACAGCGAAGCUCCUUCCUGCUCCUCCAUCAAGCCCUCAUCGGUCCUUAUGGGGCAAAGCCAAAUGCACAUUUCUUUAAAGACGCUGGUUGCGACAUUUCGCACAGAUGUUUCCUGAUGUUCAACACGUCAGAUCUCAAGUCAAGUCUUUGUCGUCAACUCAGGCUUUAAAGAAAACUUAACCAUUAACUUCCUGAAAGAUUCUUACACAUCAUGUCUGUUAAUCUCAAGAACCUUCAUUCAAACAGCGGCAAUAUCUAGUUUCCUUUAUGUUAUUGUAGAGACUAAAACUCAGACCGCGUCCCAGUUGUAUUCUGUGUUCCAGAACACCAACACUUUGACAUGACCCUACUGGACCCAAUUAGACUUCAUAUAAUGUGGACCUGCCAUGACUCAGAUACUGUAUACUUCACUGUAAACUCACCUUUCCACUAGAGUUGUCUGUGCAUUAUUUUGGUUAUUAAUAUUCAGUUAACUGACGUGCUGUUUUGUAUCAUGUCCUGACACUACUGACAGUUUCAGACCUUAAACAGGAUAAAAUGUUUCUCUAUAGGACUUUAUUUUGUUUCUUUCAUCAACACACCACCCGCCUGUUUUAACAUGUAGCUGUAAAUGACUCCUGUGUCUUCUUUGCUCGGAGGCCCCGGGGCCACUUUUAACCCAACAUUCCUCCCCUUUGUUAUGCAGUAAUGGUGUUCCUACACUCGUCGCUUAUGCUGAAUCUAUGUAAUAAUUUACUAUGUGGUGAUUAUUAAGCACAAAUGAAUUUGGAAACAUUCAAUGUGUAAACUUAACAAGAACUUGAGAUCUGCUAAGGUAUAGUAUAGUAUCAGUUGAUAUUGUGCUUUAGUGAGGCAUAUGCCCAUGUAUUCUUUAAAUACCCAUGAAUCAGUUGGUUAACAGUGAACAUGGGGCUAGAGAAGUGGCCAACUAAGAGGAAAAUUGCUCUUUGUUUUGAAACAUUAGAUGCAGUUGAAAUGGCGACAUCUGUCGGGCAACCUGUGGUACUGCUUUGUAUGGUACUAUGAGAUUAUAAUGGAGAUGAUGAUGGAGUCCUAUAAUCUGCAAAUGAGUUGCAUUUUAGCCCCUCCAGUUCCUUCGUCCUAAAGUCUCUGGUUUUGUUGAAUGUUUCUGGUUAGAUGACUGAAAGAAGACAUUUUCCACUUUUACGUCUGUUAACAAGUGUCUAAAUGAGACUGCAGAGGUUGUCCGGGACGUUAAACAUCAUCACGUUGAACAUGAAAACUGAUCU
Molecule: messenger RNA, 2740 nt
Organism: Seriola dumerili (greater amberjack)
Lineage: Eukaryota; Metazoa; Chordata; Actinopteri; Carangiformes; Carangidae
Gene: prrc1
Product: proline rich coiled-coil 1
Exons: 9
Coding region: 99-1433 (444 amino acids)
Biological process (GO): activation of protein kinase A activity
Cellular component (GO): cytoplasm
Molecular function (GO): protein kinase A regulatory subunit binding
Source: RefSeq, a predicted model, not a curated record